AUGCGUGCCUUCGCACUUGUUGGUGCUCUGAUGAGCGCUGCCUUGGUUCUUCCGGCAGGUGCAGCAUCCCAGAGUACCUCCAACACCACGUGCGACCCUGCAAAGACUAUUCCUGCCUCUGUUCCUACUUUAGCACUGCCGACCAUCAGCUCCAUCUUCAAUUCGGAAAUUCCCAUUCCGACAAUUGUUCCAGUGCCCGAUAUCUCUGUCCCCAUCUACGGCCCAGACACCAGCUCUCUUCACGUUUCUGCCGGACAGUCUUCUGAGGACAUUACCACCAUUAUCAUCAGAACUGGACCAGCAAAGACCAUCACGCGGUCCUUGAAGCGAGUCCCAAUCUCAGAUGCCACAUCAUCUUUGGUGACACGCCCCAAGAGUGUUGCUAUUCCGACCUUGGCGAGUGUUCCUGAUGUUAUUGCUUCAGAGGAGACUGCUGUGGGUGUGCCUAUUGCUGCCACCAUGACAACAUCCCCGUUACGCUCAGGCUCGACAGCAGAGAAACAUGCAACAACAUCUAUUCUUGAUCUAGGCUCAGACUCUAUUGUCACCAUUAGCAAGUCUUUGGGUUCUGAUUCUUUUGUUGAGUGGACAAAGACUAUAGCCUUGGUACCGUCGCUCCCAGAUCUGAUUGAGCCAACCUCUGGUGAUUUCACUGUCUCAUUUGGGGCAAGCACAACCAUGUUCUUCACCCCUGAGCCUUCACCUGAGCCCAUCUCUAGCAGUUUGGCCUCCAUCUUGACUUCGCCAGUUGCGUCCCCAGAGUCUUCAACGGGCUGGGAGACUGUUUGGGAAGGCAGCCCGGGACCUGUUGAGACAACUCUCUCAGUGUCCCCAUCUGUGUCCUCUACAAUAAUCAUACCAGUACCAGACGACACUGUCACCGGAGUUCUCGGGACCUCGGUUGAGCCUACUGUGGUUGAGCCUACUGUGGUUGAGCCUACUGUGGUUGAGCCUACUGUGAUCAAGUCCACCGUGGCUGAACCUACUAGCACUGAGGUCAUUGAAAUUCCUCCCCCGGUUGUUGUGCCUUCCAUCAGCUUGAUCACAGUCCCUUACUCGUUCCCUGCCUACUCGCCCUUGGAGCCAUCCACCUCUACGACUGAUGUAAUCACCUCGUCACAACCAUCACGAAAUCCCGCAACUGUUAUCUUUACCCUCCCCGGUGAUGGCCUACGUGAGCCUCGCGUGGUCACGCUUACAACAAACCUUCCCAGGGUGAGCGGAACUCCUGGGUUGAUGACAUCCAUCUCCAACUCAUUAGACGAUGUCGUGGUCACAUACACCAUGCAUGGUGGGUAUGGGCACUCAUCUUCUGUCGUGACGUUCACGACAUCAAGACCUGUCUCAACAAAAUCUCACACCAAAUCCUCCCCAAGCAUGUCUGGGAGCAGGUCACGAACAUCUUCUACCAAGGAAUCAAUCACCAUCGUUCCUUAUGGCCCUUGGCCUUCACCUCCCCCCUCCCCUAGCAAGACUACCACUUCUUCUUCUGAACGUCAUUCAGCUACUUCGGUGUCCUUUUCAACUGGUGGGCCAAGGCAUACCUCAGAUCAUGGAACCGGCGCUACUCCUUUCACAAACUCGACAAUCUCAGGAUCCAUGUCGUUAACGAUCGCAUCCAGCGGCUCUGGCAUCCAGUCAUCAGCUGUUACAUCCUUUCCUUCAGCAAGUGAUUCGCGAACUAUGCCUGUUGGCACUGGCGUCUCUUUUUCGUCCCCAAUUACGUCUUCUGGAGUGACUUCGAUGUCAGACAGAUCAAGCAUAAGACGUACCACCUCUCGAGGAACAGGAAUCAGCUCAUCAGGUGACGUGUUUACCAGUGCUGUCGGCAUCCCUUUUCGCCCAUCUCCAGCUCCCAGCAUGACUGUACCUCUACCUGGGUCGUCCAAUAUAACUGGAACGAGUUCUGUCGUCGUGCCUAUUCCUACUGGUCUCAACCAACCCGCACAGUCGUCGAUGAAUGCCACAGCUUCAUUUUCUUCAAACUUCACCACGGCGCCCCUUAGUGGAGCCGGCCAACCAGCCAGCACCAAUUCUACAACUUUCGGUGUCUCUGCUCAGGCCACACCGCCGAGUGGGCCAGGCCGCUCGAGCUCUGCAGCUCCAGCCGGGAGUUCAUCGUCGAUACCAUCCAGUUCUUCAACAUCGUUCCUGAACAGUACAUUGGCUGCUGGUACUGGGGUGUCUAUCUCGACACGGUCUAGUCUGACCCAAGGUGGCUCUGGGGCUUCAGUUCCAUUGGAGACUUCAACCCCUAUUACGGUUGGCUCCCCCACCGCAAUAAACGCCACAACAGUUCCGACCACUGCAGCUACCACCUCGACACGCCUUGGGCAAACUCAAGGAGGCCUCGGCAAUGGCACCACAUCGUCUUCCCCACUGGCCACGCCUUCAGUAAGCACCCCUCAAGAGGAGGAUGGGACUUCGAUUUCCGAAGCUCCGACCACAUCUUCAACUGCCCGUGGGCAGACUCAAGCUGGUCCAGGGGUUACUACCUCACUUCCAAGCUUGACGGAAACAGCUGUUGGCCCCGUGCAAUCGCAAAAUGCCACCUUGUCUCUAUCAGCUUCUGGAAACUCGACUUCUUCUGCGAACGCUACCACUGCUGCGCCUUCUACCACCACUUCCAUUCGUGGCCAAGGUCAAGGAGGCGGUGGCGCAUCAACCGCAUUGCUUUCGAACACCACAUCGCCCGAGACCUCAACUAUCAACCAGACCGGCGGUUUACCAUUGCAAUCUCAAGACUCGGCCACAUCAGCAAAUGUCACAUCCGGCGUGGAUACUUCAAGCAGAUCUACCGCAUCGCGAGUCGGCCAAACAGUGGGAGGCCCAUUUCCGCCAAGCUCAACUGUUCCAGGUCGGCAAACACAGGGUGGUGCUGGUGAAGCACCAACGACAACAAACAUCACUCCAACCAACAGCAGCGAUACCUUGACAUCGACGUCAGGCCGAGCCGUCCAGACUCAAGGUGGCGCUUCCCCUCCUUCAACUGCAUUCAACGAGACCACAUCCGUCCCCUCAUCAGCUCGUCAGCCUCAAAGUCAAGGUGCUGCUGGCACUCCUUCAACCGCAACCUGGCCUCCAAUGACCACGCAAUCUGUAAACGGCACUAGUACCAACUCAACAUCUACGGGUGCUAACAGUUCGUCCACUACACCUUCAUCGAGCCAAGGCAAUGCGCCUGCCCCUACCACAGGUGCUCCUCGCAGCCAAGGGGGCCAGGGAGGUGAAUCCACACAAACUGCCGCCGGUAACACCGCAGGGAAUGCAACUUUGAUCACCCAGGCAAGCACAACAGCUUCGUCGGUGGACCAAAUCGCACAGUCGCAAACGACAUUAGCCACAGUCAUCAACCCUGCUACAAACUCGACUACCGCUAUUCCUGCAUCCGGCACGGGAUCUCCCUUGUUUUGUGGGAAUGAAUGGGAUCGCGGAAAUGAGACUAUCAACUUUGAUGACAGAGCUGCGCUCCAGUGGUCUAACCCGACUUCGCCCAUGCCUCUGUUUGUGCCCUACCAUCGCCUUUACUUUUCCGAUGGGUUUAGCAUCGUUCCACCUCCCAACCAGACACACAAUCCAUCAUCUGGAAACAACAUGACAAUGUGGUCACCUCCCAACUCAUCAAUCACAGCAGUAGGGCAGAUUGGUUUUGGGCCAUUGAGCGACAACAGCUGUUUCCGAUUUAAUCCGCUUUCAUUCGAUCUUGGCUGCAAUACGACCGAGAAGUACUGCAGCUUCAACAUUAGCGGCCUACGAUACGAUGGCAUACUUGGCCAAGAACAGCAAGUAUCACAGUUCGAAGUAUCCUUCCCGUCGUGCAGUGCCAACAACUUCACGAACUGCAGCCUCACGACUGUUAACCUGAGUCGAUACAAUUUGACGGACCUCACCUCCAUCACAUUUGACAAUAUCGGGAACAGUUCCAGGGUCUGGUUUGGCGAUGACUUCGAAUUUGCUUGGACAAAUGAUACUUGCGAAGCAGGAAGAUGUCGAGCCUUGGUUCCCAAUCUUUCCCAUCGAGUCCGUGCCGGGCACUUUCGGUCUCCGAGACGAGCUCUUCUGCAUCAUGAGUCUGCCACACAGGAGGCCCCAGUUCCCCUGUCAGCCUCGCAGUGGCUUCGAACAGUUCUAGGCGCUGCCUGACGAACAUUUAUGCUGCGAUGGUACAACGUAUCACAUUAACACCUCAUAUAUGACUCGAGGCAUCCAACCUUGUCGCCUCCCUUGUCGCCUCCCUUGUCACCUGCACCAAAACAUUUGCCGCCGGAUAUUUUGUGAUAGCUUUCUUAUUUCCGGGAUUGCAGGCUAUACUUUUCACAUCAUCACAUUUGUUUCCAGAAGAAAAGAGUAUGUCGGAAACGGAGAGUAAUGUGGCCUCGAUUGACACGGAUACAAAUGAUGGAUCUUUUGGACCUACCUACGGGAGGAAAUUUUGAGACUGCAAGAGUUGAAACAUAUUUGCCACAAUCCUAGCCUAGCUUAAAAAUAACAGACAAAUCUUGCAA
This is a messenger RNA of Pyricularia oryzae 70-15, 4505 nucleotides long. RefSeq lists its product as uncharacterized. Lineage: Eukaryota; Fungi; Ascomycota; Sordariomycetes; Magnaporthales; Pyriculariaceae. The record is from RefSeq and is a predicted model, not a curated record. The transcript has 3 exons. Bases 1 to 4143 code for a protein of 1380 amino acids.